AUGGAUUGCUUCCUCUGUUCACCCUUUGUUUUCGUUUGUCUAAUAUUCGUUGGGUACGUGGUUAAGAUUUUGCUGAACCGGAAAUGUCCAUCCCCGCCCGGUCCGAGAGGGUAUCCGAUAUUCGGAAACAUGGCGUUGAUGAACCAAUUGAGCCACCGUGGGUUGGCCGAUCUGUCCAAGAAAUACGGCGGCCUCUUGCAUCUCCAGAUGGGGCGGAUUCAUAUCGUGGCCGUCUCCACCGCCGAUAUGGCCCGCGAAAUCCUCCAGGUCCAAGACGUGGUAUUUGCGAACCGGCCGGCUAAUGUGGCAAUAACCUACCUAACGUACGACCGAGCCGAUAUGGCCUUUGCGAACUACGGCCCACUAUGGCGUCAAAUGCGGAAGAUUUGCGUAAUGAAGCUCUUCAGCAGAAAACGAGCCGAGUCAUGGGCAUCGGUACGUGAAGAAAUCGGUUCUAUGAUUCAAUCCAUAACCGAACAAGCCGGUUCACCGGUCAACGUAGGAGAGUUGGUAUUCGCAUUGACCCGGAACAUAACGUACCGGGCGGCAUUUGGGUCAUUCGCACGUGACGGCCAAGACGAGUUCAUGAAAAUACUGCAAGAGUUCUCCAAGCUCUUCGGAGCCUUCGAUAUGGCGGAGUUCCUGCCGUGGUUGGGGUGGUUAUAUCCCCGCGAUUUCGUGAAGAGACUGGAAAAGGCGAGAGGAUCGUUGGAUAGUUUCAUAGAUAAUAUCAUCGAUGAACAUAUGGAGAAGAAGAGGACGAGAGAUAUCAACGAUGAUGAUGGCAACGAUGAUAUGGUGGAUGAACUCAUGGCAUUUUACAGCGAAGAACACGAGCAAAAGGGUGUCAAACAUGACGAUUCCCAGUCCCUUCUCAGACUCACAAGAGAUAACAUCAAAGCCCUCGUCAUGGAUGUGAUGUUUGGUGGAACUGAAACGGUGGCAUCAGCAAUCGAAUGGGCAAUGGCGGAGCUAAUGAAGAGUCCAAAAGAACUGAAAAGAGUGCAACAAGAGCUCACUGACGUCAUCGGCUUGAAUCGACCGUUCAAUGAAUCUGAUCUUGAAAACCUCCCCUAUUUCAGGUGUGCGAUGAAGGAGACGUUAAGAAUGCAUCCACCGAUCCCUCUCCUCCUCCACGAGACAUCAGCGGACACGGUCGUGUCCGGGUACGGGAUUCCAAAGGACUCGAGGGUCAUGAUCAAUGUGUGGGCCAUAGGGCGUGACGGGUCGGUUUGGCCUGACCCGGAUGAGUUCAGACCGGGUCGGUUCCUCGACAGCAACUCCCCUGACUUCAAAGGCAGCGACUUCCAGUUUCUUCCGUUCGGGUCGGGUCGCAGGUCGUGCCCGGGUAUGCAACUGGGUCUUUACGCUCUCGAGCUGGCCGUCGCACACAUGCUUCACUCCUUCGACUGGGAACUCCCCGACGGAGUUAGCUCCGGCGACUUGGACAUGACCGACAUGUUCGGUCUCACCGCUCCUAAGGCUGUCCGACUCGUCGCCGUCCCGAGUUACCGGCUCACUUGCCCGCCAAACCAGAUUUAGAUGUCCAGACUGGUGAUAUCGGAUUA
Tarenaya hassleriana is the source of this 1568-nucleotide messenger RNA. RefSeq names its product cytochrome P450 84A1-like. The coding region runs from base 1 to 1542 and encodes 513 amino acids. Gene Ontology annotation, molecular function: iron ion binding; heme binding; oxidoreductase activity, acting on paired donors, with incorporation or reduction of molecular oxygen. Gene Ontology annotation, biological process: lignin biosynthetic process. Lineage: Eukaryota; Viridiplantae; Streptophyta; Magnoliopsida; Brassicales; Cleomaceae. The transcript has 5 exons. The record is from RefSeq and is a predicted model, not a curated record.